AUGGCGAAUCGCUUCAGUGCCCAGCAGCCUUUCGAUUAUAACGAUUAUUUUUCGCGUGCUGUUACUUUUCUAUACAAGUACAAAUGGAUAUUUUAUUCCAACAACACCAAGUUCAUCAGAAACGGCGUCCUAGACGCGAUGCCUCCGGACUGGGUGAACGAUUUACACGGUGCAUCGAUCGACGAAUUCAACCGCAUUCCGCUUGGAUUUGUUAAGGACAGUUGGUCACCCUCAUUCCUUGAGUUUCUUACCGAGCUGAAACGGCUAUCCGUGGAGUACGAUCAGCAUGACGGCGUGGUGCCAAAAGCGCGAAAAGGAAUCAGCAUUAAAAAGUGUUAUGAAAUAGAAAACCUCACAAGUUUCAUAGACACUGUGCGGCCAGCGCAAGAAUCGGAAUUGCUGAUUGAUUUUGGUUGUGGUGUGGGUCAUUUAAGUCAGUUCAUCAACGAAACAUCUGGGAGAAGUGUUCUCGGAAUAGAAGGAAAUUUCCGGUACAUGCAAACAGCACAAAACCGUCAAAAUGAAAAGUUUCCUUCAUCAAGCCAGAAAGUACAGUAUUUGAACCAUUUCAUUACGGACGACUCGACCGAUACCAUCCGACGGGAAGUGGAAGAACGCUUCUCAAAUUGCCAGCAGGUAUCCAUCACGGGGCUACACGCUUGUGCGGAUCUCUCCGUAUCGGCCAUUCGGUGUUUUUUGUGCUCUCCCUGGGUGCAACAUCUCAUCAUAAUGCCCUGCUGUUACCACAAAAUGUCAACCAAGGCCCAAUCGGUCAAUGAGGCCCGGUUUCAAAACAUGCCCAUGAGCGAGGAGCUAGCUGGAUUGUUAGUGGAUGGCAAAGAAGACAUCAUUUGCCGGGCAUUUUUACGUCUGGGAUGUCAGCAAACGGCAGCUCGAUGGAAAGAUCUAACAAUCGAAGCGCAUCUUCGGCACGGACGGAUAAUGUUUCGCCGCGGAUUAAUUGAUGCUGUACUGCGCGCUGGUGAAUCGGUUAAGGUUGGCAAGGUUCAGCAGAUUCCCGAUGAAACGACAGUAGAAAAUAUGCUGCAACAAUUCACUCUCGAAAGCGAAACGGAAGCCGAUGCCCGAUGGACGGAUGAACAUCGGAUGCAGUUAAAUUCUCUUCUCCGGAAGUACCCCGAUGGACAUAGGUUGGCAGAAUAUUUAGAGUGCCUUCAAUCCUGCUUGCAGGCUGUUUGUGAAAACAUUAUUUUACUUGAUCGAAUGUGCUACAUGGAACAGGUAAGUAAACGAUGUGGCAUAAAGAUGGUUCGGAAUCUGGUGCGGCUAAAAAACGACGGACUGUCGCCGCGUUGUUUUAUUUUCUAUGCCUCAAAGGCAUAGAAAUAUUGUAGCACGUUUCAAACUUGAGGAUAACUUAACGGCAAUAAAAUACUACAAUAUUGUUCAUGUUUUACAAGCACUAGUAUUUAUUUUUACAACAUAAUUUAUUUUACAAGAACAGUGCCGGUCUAGAUAACAUGGUUCUGAAUGUUAUGUUUUUACUUUUAUCCUUCUCGUUAUCGAUGUAUAUGCAUUGGGGAUACGAAAUGGAAAUGAAAAAUAACAAAUUGUCCAUGAAACAAUGUGCAAUCUCUUCUUCAAUGUCG
Messenger RNA from Anopheles coustani, 1610 nucleotides. Its product is annotated as methyltransferase-like protein 25B. The transcript has 4 exons. NCBI's taxonomy places the organism in Eukaryota, Metazoa, Arthropoda, Insecta, Diptera, Culicidae. The record is from RefSeq and is a predicted model, not a curated record. The coding region runs from base 1 to 1344 and encodes 447 amino acids.